Messenger RNA from Tarenaya hassleriana, 2099 nucleotides. Its product is annotated as pyruvate kinase 1, cytosolic-like. The transcript is spliced from 17 exons. Bases 323 to 1906 code for a protein of 527 amino acids. The record is from RefSeq and is a predicted model, not a curated record. Lineage: Eukaryota; Viridiplantae; Streptophyta; Magnoliopsida; Brassicales; Cleomaceae. Gene Ontology annotation, cellular component: cytoplasm. Gene Ontology annotation, biological process: glycolytic process. Gene Ontology annotation, molecular function: pyruvate kinase activity; magnesium ion binding; potassium ion binding.
ACGUCAAAUGCGGCGGUUCGAGGAGGAGAGGAUGGUACACGUAAAGCACCGUCUCUUUGUCUUCUCAUGACAAGUGUCUCCUCCUUUCUACGUCAACCCUCGCCAUUUUUACACAAGAGCAGUAUACAGCCGAAAGCCGUGGGAGGAAAAAAAAGGAAGAAUCAAUGAUUGGGGAAGAUUGAAAACCACGCGAAGAAGCUCCUGUGGAUUUUGGAUCUCUGUUUUUCUUCUCUCUUUUUAUAGGAGUAGUUUCUUCUUGUUCUUAUUCCGAUUCAUCUCUGUGGAUUUCGAUUCAAGAAGCGGAAGAGGAAAAGAAAAAAAAAUGCCUUCUACAAACUUGAUGCUCGAAGAACCUAUCAGGAUGGCUUCGAUUCUCGAGCCCUCCAGGCCUACAAUAUUUCCGGCGAUGACGAAGAUUGUGGGGACUCUGGGUCCUCAAUCUCAGACCGUUGAGAUCAUCUCUCGUUGCCUUAAAGCUGGAAUGUCAGUGGCACGCUUUGAUUUUUCAUGGGGUGAUAGCGAAUAUCACCAGAAGACAUUGGAUAACUUGAAAUCUGCAGUCAGAAACACCAAGAAACUAUGUGCAGUUAUGCUUGACACAGUUGGACCAGAGUUACAGGUUCUGAAUAAGACCGAAGCCGCCAUUUCUCUUCAGGAAGGUUCAUCCAUUGUCCUAACGGCGGAUCAGACCAAAGAAGCCAACCCCAAUCUUCUUCCUAUAAACUUCAGUGGCCUUUCUAAGGCUGUUAUUAAAGGAGACACCAUUUUCAUCGGACAGUAUCUGUUCACCGGAAACGAAACUACUUCUGUCUGGUUAGAGGUGACUGAUAUUGAAGGUGAAGAUGUGGUUUGUCUGGUGAAGAAUUCAGCUACUCUUUCGGGACAAUUGUAUACCCUUCAUGUCUCUAAUAUUCGUAUAGACCGACCCACCUUGACCGAAAAAGAUAAGCAGGUCAUUAGCUCGUGGGGUGUGAAAAACAACAUAGAUUUCCUGUCGUUGUCUUAUACCCGACACGCCGAAGAUGUGCGGAAUGCUCGGGAUUUUCUCUCUAAGUUGGGCGAUCUCAGGCAAACUCAGAUCUUCGCCAAGAUCGAAAAUAUCGAGGGCUUGACGCAUUUCGAUGAAAUCUUACAAGAAGCGGAUGGAAUUAUUCUUUCUCGUGGAUACUUGGGAAUAGAUCUUCCCCCCGAGAAGGUGUUCUUGUUCCAAAAAUCUGCGCUUUCCAAGUGCAAUGUUGCGGGAAAACCCGUAGUGGUGACUCGGGUAGUUGACAGUAUGACUGACAACCUGAGACCUACUCGUGCCGAAGCAACGGACGUAGCUAACGCUGUGCUCGACGGAUGCGACGCUAUCCUCCUAGGCGCCGAAACUUUGCGGGGACUUUACCCCGUCGAUACUGUAUCGACGGUUGGGAAGAUUUGCGGAGAGGCCGAGAAGGUAUUCCGGCAAGAUUUGUAUUUCAAGAACACAGUGAAGUACGUUGGAGAGCCGAUGUCUCAUCUUGAAUCAAUCACUUCAUCCGCGGUACGUGCUGCCAUUAAAGUGAGAGCUUCCGUGAUCAUCUGCUUCACUUCAUCUGGAAGAGCUGCAAGGUUGAUAGCAAAGUACAGGCCGACGAUGCCAGUGAUAUCGGUGGUUAUCCCUCGUCUUAAAUCGAACCAACUUCGCUGGACUUUCUCCGGCGCUUUCGAGGCGAGGCAAUCGCUCAUUAUCAGAGGCCUAUUCCCUAUUCUUGCCGAUCCACGGCAUCCGGCCGAGUGGAGGAACACGACCAACGAGUCGAUCCUGAAGGUGGCUCUGGACCACGGCAAGGCAUCAGGGCUUGUAAAGCCACACGACCGAGUCGUGAUCUGCCAGAAAGUCGGCGACGACUCUGUCGUGAAGAUCAUCGAGCUCGACGAUUGAUCCAUCCAAUCAACUGACGCACCUGUCUUUGUGAGACAGCGUCCAAGUGGUCUCUGUGUUCGUCCUUUUUGUAUUAACAUCGGCUCAUUUCUGUUUCGCGUUCAUGUUUUAUGAAGUUUUAUGUAUUACUAUUACAUUUUGAUGUCUGUUUCCAUCGAUAUUAUUAAUCCAACCAAUCAGAUUUGAGUGUUUU